AUGGCCCACAAAUACGGCCCACUGUUCACCUUCUGGUUGGGACCGAAACCAUUCAUUUUCAUUACUGACAUCGAAAGGGGUCGUCGGGUGUACGGUAUGAAUGAGUUCGCCGGUCGGCCCGACUCCUACUUCGGCAGUCAGCUGUCAAACGAUCGCUUUUCGGACGUUGUGUUCACCGAUUACGGCCCCAAAUGGGAGGCACUGAGACGGGUGGCCCACUCGGCCGUACAAAAGUUUGCCACAAAUGAUAGACUAAUAUAUUUGACGAGCGAUUGUGUGGACAGAACUGUUAAACUGAUGAUAGAGAAGGAGGGCAUUGGCAGUCCAUUCUCG
Molecule: messenger RNA, 333 nt
Organism: Medioppia subpectinata
Lineage: Eukaryota; Metazoa; Arthropoda; Arachnida; Sarcoptiformes; Oppiidae
Source: the annotation of a GenBank genome assembly